This is a messenger RNA of Suillus plorans, 803 nucleotides long. RefSeq lists its product as uncharacterized. The transcript has a single exon. Bases 209 to 715 code for a protein of 168 amino acids. The record is from RefSeq and is a predicted model, not a curated record. Lineage: Eukaryota; Fungi; Basidiomycota; Agaricomycetes; Boletales; Suillaceae.
AUACACCUGUGACCUCCAUGUAUGCCUUCAAACGCGUCAUAUCACACAAGAAUAUUCUCACUCAGACUCACCAUGGUCUACCAGAAGAUCAGUCCUGAUCGACAAGAAUGAGUUCUGUACCUGCUUUUGGAGGAAGGAUGGGAGAUCGAGCGCAUUGCUGCUGUUCCUGCAGUGUCGUCGAGAAGUAUAGAGUGGUGGGAGGGAAAUCAUGGGCCGCCUUCGCUUGCUGGAUCAAAUUAUGAAGAACGAAAUCUGCGGGUUGCUAGCUGAAACCCCGUCGCUACUACUUAAUGAGAUCGGCGAAUGGCUCGCCAUAUAUCAUGAUCAACCAAUAUCCACACCAGCUCUUUACUGCAACCUCGGGAACCUUGGACUCGCCUACGAACGCUUGAAGAGGAUAGCGGCCGAACGUGAUGACGGUUUCCGAGCUGAUUGGUUGCACAACACGACAGCCAACUAUACAGCUGAGCAGCUCAUGUUCCUGGACGAGUCAAGCCCCAAUAUGAACCCAUUCCCCGGCCCCAGCAAUGUGAUUGUCCUCGACAACUGUCCCACUCACAAGAGUGACGCCUUACGAGAAGCUGUAGGCGCAUCUGGUUUGCUAAAUGCUAACAAAAUCGCAGCGGGGACAGUACUUCAUGUCGCGAGAACCUUGUUUGGGGAAUCGUUGGCGAACACGUUCGAUUGCAGGUUCGAUGCUCUUGACCACGGGUAGACUUGAGUCCCCAUUGUGAGCGGCGUUUUUUCAGGAGGCUGAGUCUAAUUCAUUUAAGUAUCAGAUGCUCUCGACUGUACUACCUGCG